Molecule: messenger RNA, 1709 nt
Organism: Dendronephthya gigantea
Lineage: Eukaryota; Metazoa; Cnidaria; Anthozoa; Malacalcyonacea; Nephtheidae
Product: heterogeneous nuclear ribonucleoprotein A0-like
Cellular component (GO): cytoplasm
Molecular function (GO): RNA binding
Source: RefSeq, a predicted model, not a curated record
GAACACGUUUUUUUUCUGCCUUUUCGUGUGUUUGCCAUUAUAUUUCAAGCUCGUUCGGAGACUUUUUCUAAGCAAAAUAUUUUGAAACAAGAUGUCUGAUGACACAGCCGAUAAAGAACUCAAAUCUUUAUGCAAGUUGUUCAUUGGGGGAAUUCCUCGAUCCAUAACCGACGAACAGCUAGCAGAGCAUUUCCUACAAUUUACAGAAGAUGAUUCACUCAACGACUGCGUGGUGAUAAAGGACGAAAUGAAGAACUCUCGCGGCUUCGGUUUUGUCACCUAUAACAAGCUGAGCGAUACAGAUAAUUGCUUAACAAACCGUCCGCAUAAUCUUGCCGGCAAAGAAGUCGAAGUAAAGCAUGCUAUACCACGAGAUGAAAAAAUUGAGACCAACCACGCUCGUACCAACAAGAUUUUCGUUGGUGGCCUCUCAAAGGAAGCGACAGAAGAGGAGCUUACUAAUGUGAUCGAGAAUCAUGUUCUGUCCAUUGGUGAAAACCUGAAUGCAAAAAUCACAAAAGUUGAUAUUAUUAGAGAUAAAGAGACCGGUGAGCCACGUGGGUUUGCCUUUUUGGAUAUGGCGUCAGAAGAUGAUGCAGAUAAAGUUGUGAUUGUGAAGCACUUUGAAGUUGCAGGUCGUAGGGUAGAGUUGAAGAAGGCUGAACCCAAAGGUGGCAGGGGUAGAGGUGGUAGAGGAGGCAGAGGUGGUCGUGGUAGAGGUGGUGGUAGAGGUGGUGGUGGUAGGAAUACUGGCCAGUUUGGUGGUGCAGGUGGGUGGGGUUUUGGAGAUCAAUAUAGUGGUUUUGGUGUUGACAGUUAUGGAGGGUAUGGUGCUUAUGGUGGUGGUGGAUAUGGAUUUGAUAACAUGGGGGCGUACAACCAGUAUGCACAACAAGCUUCAAGUUUUGGACCAUCACGGGCAUCAAAUGGGCGGUAUCGUGGGCGCAGUGGACCAUACUAAAUAUCUUCUCUUUGUUGUUAGCAAUCUUGUUCAGUGAUUGGUUAAACAUUAAGUCUCAAGAAAUAGGAAUGUAGCCCAUAGGCUAAGGCUGAAGAAUUUACCGUUAGACCUCAGAAGCAGAACUACUACAAGAUUUAAGCGGACUUGGACACAGAACAAUUGAGGCUAGGGCAAAUGAGGACAUCGUGAAAAUCAUUAAGAAAUUUUAGUCGUUUUAGCUUUUUUUGUAGAAAUAAUCGUUUUUAGGUUUGUUUUUAAGUGUAAUAUAUUAGUUUUAUUAAAUUUCUCACAAUUAGACCCAUAGUAAAAGAUCAUUAACUUGUCUCAAGUUUUAUUUCAGUAUAAGAUAGAAAUUGUUUAAAACUUCAGUGAUAUUAAAUAUCCAUUUGUCAGUAUAAAGCUGAUAUAGCUAUAAAUGACUGUGAAAAUAUGUAAUUUUUUGAGAUUUGCAUAUUAGGCUGUUAGUGAUGGGCAAAGCAGGGAAUUCAAAUUUGUUAUUGGGUUACAUAUGCAUGUAAAGAUAUGUCUUCUCAGAUAGGAAAUCAGUGAAAUUUGUUUGGUUACUUAUUGUCAGAAUUUCUUGCAAGUGGGUAAUUAUCUCUAGUGGUCUAGUUCAGGUCUAAUAUGAUAAUUGGUUUAAUCUAGCAAAAAGUCAUCCUGUUAUAGCUAGUCUCCAAAUUAAUAUAACUUUGUUGGUAAACUAGCUCCUUCGUUUAAAAAAGGGAAUAAAAAACUUACUAUCUUUUAA